Mus caroli (Ryukyu mouse) is the source of this 4391-nucleotide messenger RNA. RefSeq names its product lymphocyte cytosolic protein 1 (gene Lcp1). Gene Ontology annotation, molecular function: actin filament binding; calcium ion binding. Gene Ontology annotation, biological process: actin filament bundle assembly; actin filament network formation. Lineage: Eukaryota; Metazoa; Chordata; Mammalia; Rodentia; Muridae. Gene Ontology annotation, cellular component: actin filament bundle; cytoplasm; actin filament. The record is from RefSeq and is a predicted model, not a curated record.
CCAGUGGUCCCUAAUUCUACUGCGGGCUGCGCAUGAUGCCCGGAGGCUGAAGUGGUGGAGCUGGGAGGAGUGGCUCCACGUGUACGGAAGGCUGUGGUGACAAUCGUUAUUACUAUUCUUACUCUUAAAACAGUGGCCACUAUUAUUUACUUUUCUCCAUGACUUGACACGGGUGUCUGGAGACUGGGUUGGCAUUUUCUAAUACGGCUACACUUUUGGGCGGCUGGCCACCGUUACCCAUUUUGCAGUAAAACCCUUGUCUCCAAAUCGCACAUUCUGUUUUCCUUCUUGUCUCUUGGGUGCAACCUGGUUUUUCUUUCUGUUUUUAAAGUUCUUGGUGGAAGUGGAACUCAGUGGUUCCAAAGCUCUUUAAAAGGACACCCAGGUCUCACUGUCACGGUGGUUGGCUGUGAUUACCGGUGUUGGUGCUGUCUCCAUGUUCAGUGGUAGACAUACCGUGCUUGUUUGCCUGUAUGUGCUUGCUUCUCUGGAGAUUUGAGAACGAAAACUGGAAAGAACCUAUUACAGAGACGGGGGAAAUCCAACUGAGAAUUCAAAUCUCUAUGCCGAUGAGAACUGGAAGAUCUCUAUGCCGAUGAGAACUGGAAGAUCUCUAUGCCCAUGAGAACUGGAAGGUCUCUAUGCCCAUGAGAACUGGAAGAUCUCUAUGCCCAUGAGAACUGGAAGAUCUCUAUGCCCAUGAGAACUGGAAGAUCUCUAUGCCCAAUUCCUCGGGUCUCCUGUGAUCAGGCCCAAGCACCUACAGAAUGCUCCUGCUCUCUGUCCCCCAGUUACUUCCUGCCUUGUGACCACACACCCCUGCUUGACAAGGCUGCUCUGUAGAUCUGAAGGACUGGGGUUUCUGACCACACAGCAGUGCUGCUGACACAGAGGACAGUUUCUCUACCAGGUUUGUCACCUAAAGCAGUGAAAAUGGCCAGAGGAUCCGUGUCUGACGAAGAAAUGAUGGAGCUCAGAGAGGCUUUUGCCAAAGUCGACACCGAUGGCAACGGAUACAUCAGCUGCAAUGAGCUAAAUGACUUGUUCAAGGCCGCCUGCCUGCCUCUGCCUGGGUACCGAGUGAGAGAAAUCACAGAAAACCUGAUGGCCACAGGUGAUCUGGACCAAGAUGGAAAGAUCAGCUUUGAUGAGUUUAUCAAGGUCUUCCAUGGCUUAAAAAGCACCGAGGUUGCCAAAACCUUCCGAAAAGCUAUCAACAAGAAGGAAGGGAUCUGUGCGAUUGGGGGCACCUCUGAGCAGUCCAGCGUUGGUACCCAGCACUCUUAUUCAGAGGAAGAAAAGUAUGCCUUCGUCAACUGGAUAAACAAAGCCCUGGAGAAUGACCCCGACUGCCGGCACGUCAUCCCCAUGAACCCCAACACCGACGAUCUCUUCAAUGCUGUAGGCGAUGGCAUAGUUCUUUGUAAAAUGAUCAACCUGUCCGUGCCAGACACGAUUGACGAGAGAACGAUCAACAAGAAAAAGCUCACACCAUUCACCAUUCAGGAAAACUUGAACUUGGCUCUGAACUCUGCCUCUGCCAUCGGGUGCCACGUGGUUAAUAUAGGGGCUGAGGACCUGAAGGAGGGCAAGCCUUACCUGGUCCUGGGACUUUUGUGGCAAGUCAUCAAGAUUGGGUUGUUUGCUGACAUUGAACUCAGCAGAAAUGAAGCUCUGAUUGCUCUUUUGAGAGAAGGAGAGAGCCUAGAGGAUUUGAUGAAGUUGUCUCCUGAAGAACUCCUGCUGCGGUGGGCUAACUACCACCUAGAAAACGCAGGCUGCACCAAAAUCACCAACUUCAGCACCGAUAUCAAGGACUCCAAAGCUUAUUACCACCUGCUCGAGCAAGUGGCUCCAAAAGGAGAUGAAGAAGGGAUCCCGGCUGUUGUGAUUGACAUGUCAGGACUGAGGGAGAAGGAUGACAUCCAGAGGGCAGAGUGCAUGCUGCAACAGGCGGAGAGGCUGGGCUGCCGUCAGUUUGUCACAGCUACUGAUGUUGUCCGAGGGAACCCCAAGUUGAACCUGGCCUUCAUUGCCAACCUCUUUAACAAAUACCCUGCCUUACACAAACCAGAGAACCAGGACAUUGACUGGGGGGCUCUCGAAGGGGAGACGAGGGAAGAGCGGACGUUCAGGAACUGGAUGAACUCCCUGGGAGUUAACCCUCGUGUCAAUCAUUUGUACAGCGACUUAUCGGAUGCCUUAGUCAUCUUCCAGCUCUAUGAGAAGAUCAAAGUCCCUGUUGACUGGAACAGAGUAAACAAGCCUCCAUACCCCAAGCUGGGGGGCAAUAUGAAAAAGCUGGAGAACUGUAAUUAUGCAGUGGAUCUGGGGAAGAAUCAAGCUAAAUUCUCCCUGGUUGGCAUCGCAGGACAAGACCUCAAUGAAGGAAACCGCACUCUCACGCUGGCAUUGGUUUGGCAGCUCAUGAGAAGGUACACACUGAAUAUCCUGGAAGAUAUCGGAGGUGGACAGAAGGUCAAUGAUGACAUUAUUGUCAACUGGGUGAAUACGACCUUGAAGGAGGCGCAGAAAAGCUCGUCCAUUGCUAGCUUCAAGGACCCAAAGAUCAGUACCAGCCUCCCGGUUCUGGAUCUCAUUGAUGCCAUUCAGCCAGGUUCCAUAAACUAUGACCUUCUAAAGACAGAAAAUCUGGAUGAUGAAGAGAAACUCAACAAUGCAAAGUAUGCCAUCUCUAUGGCCAGAAAAAUCGGAGCAAGGGUGUACGCCCUCCCAGAAGACCUGGUUGAAGUGAACCCCAAAAUGGUCAUGACAGUGUUUGCCUGCCUCAUGGGGAAAGGGAUGAAGAGGGUGUAAGUCCCAGUGGAGUAAGCCAGAAAUCGACACAGACAAGCCUGAGGGAUCAGCACAUGGUGCUCCCAGGAUGCAGAGGACCAUUCAAGCCAUUGCAAAGUCCUGAACCUUGGAGACAUUAUUUGAAAUUCACAUAUUUCUUCAGCCAAGUAGCUUCUGCUAUAAUUAGCAAUACGUGCUUCUCUUUUGUUGUUGUUUUUUCAGAAGAUGUACUCGCCUACAGAUUUUUAUUCUUUGAAAGUCUACCAGGAAAAAAAAAAGAGAGAGUUAAAAAGAAGUUAUUUCCAGAUGCUUCCCCCUCCCCUCCCCCCUUGCUUUCACUGAUAGUCAAGGAUAUAAACUACAGUGUGCUUAAGGGUGCCUGAGAUCUUGAGCCAGCUUGAUCUAGCUGCUCUUGGCCUUGUUCAGACUGAGGACCUAGAAGAGAUCAUCAAACUUGCCUUAAAUAAACCCUCUCAACUAGAUGGUCACAGCCCCUCCUUGCAUCUUCUUCUCCCAGUCUGUCUCCCUGUGAGUCUGUGAGUUUGCUCCAUUCCCCUCAGAACCAUACCUGCUCUGUGGUCCCCGUUUGGUUUCUGGGUGUUUUGUUUUGUUUUGUUUUGUUUUGUUUUGUUUUGUUUUGUUUUGUUUUGUUUUGUUUUGUUUUGUUUUGUUUUUUUACCAGCCUUGCUACUGGAGUAUCUGACAAAUCAGUCAAGGUCUCAAGAGUCUCUCUGGGAGACUGCAACACUGGGGACUCAAGGAAAGUGUAAUAGAGAGUAGAACCACUAGGGGGCAGCAUAGUGAGACCACAGAGCAUCUUACCUUUCUGAGUGCCUUUAACCCCACUUGUGAGAGAGCUGCUUAUCGUGGUGUUGACAAAAUGCCUGACGAUUGUUGAACAACUUCAUUUGCUUUUAGACAUCGGCAUAUCCGAUUGCUGUCCAGCCAUAUUACCAAGCCUCACUUUGCUGGUACUACAGAAGCCUUUUGCCACCCUAAAAUUCCUGGAAUUGGGGCAUUGAUAUGUGCCAAUAAUCUAUGUCCCUGCCUCACCCAAAUGCUUACACGGGCCCAUACACACAUGUAGCUGGAUGUCGAGAGUAGAAUGUUGACUAGGAACUGCCUGGAAUUCAGAACAAAGAGGACAGUAUGAAUUUGAAUAGCUCCCAUUAGAUAAGCAAUUUCCACUAGAACCUACCAAAAGCUAAAAAGCCACAGAGCUUCGUGAACCAAAGCGAGGCUCCCUCUGCAUUAGUGAAAGGCUUACCUCCAUAGCAUCUUCCUUAGGGGUGGAAGGAUGUAAUGGAACACUGUUGUCUUCCAAAGCAAUGCAAAUGCAGGGCCUCUCAGCUCCCUCCCCUCGACAGUGGGCUCAGGAAACCAAUAGAUGACUGUGUCCAGCUCCCAAGCAGUGUUCCCGCUGCAUCAGAAGCAAGGUGUUUGGCUGUGACUUUAGUCUGAACUUCGUGUAGCCUUGGAUGAUGUUUGUCCAUCUGCUUCCGUGAAGAAGGGAUAUUAUUAUUGCCUUAAUGGAAAAUGAAAAUAAAUCAUGUUUAAAAAAAAAAUCUUUCCGAAUAAAAUGUCCCCCAAUUCUG